Messenger RNA from Tupaia belangeri chinensis (Chinese tree shrew), 1830 nucleotides. RefSeq names its product caspase-12. Lineage: Eukaryota; Metazoa; Chordata; Mammalia; Scandentia; Tupaiidae. Gene Ontology annotation, biological process: proteolysis; regulation of inflammatory response. The coding region runs from base 16 to 1320 and encodes 434 amino acids. The transcript has 12 exons. Gene Ontology annotation, cellular component: IPAF inflammasome complex; AIM2 inflammasome complex; NLRP3 inflammasome complex. Gene Ontology annotation, molecular function: cysteine-type endopeptidase activity. The record is from RefSeq and is a predicted model, not a curated record.
GAAAGGAAGAAGCUAAUGAGACUACUUUCAGUUUCAGACUUUUUCUUGCCCAGGAAGCUAGAGCAGCCAUGGCUGCAAGUCACCAGCUACAUCGAGUGUGGGAAGGGACCAGGCCAAGAUGAUCCAGUCAAUAAGGUGAAGUUGAUUGUCAGGAACGCGGUUGAUGGCAUUUUUGAUGACUUCAUGAGCGACGAUGUGUUUAACAGAGAUGAUUUAUACAGAUUAGGAAGAGGUGUGAACCUCAUUGUGCAUAGCACUGGAAACCUUGUUGAAAAUAUCGCUGAGAAAACUGAAAAGGCACGCAAAAACUUUAUGAGCCGCCUCUGCAAUACCAAGAAACAGUUGAGUUUAAAGUCUCUUCCUGAAUACGAAGAUUCUGAAUCUGAGAAAACUUCUACGUCAUCCUCAUCGACAGAAUCUGAAGAUGAAAGUGAAGAAAGCAGUGAUGAAGAAAAAGCUGAAUCAGCCCAAGCACUGACUUUCACUUUGGCAGAUCCUCAGGAAACCCAGGGUGACCAACACGAUGAAACACUGAAGCUUUGCUCUCGUGAUCAUUUCAAGGAACUGACAUCAAAAAUGGCAGAUGAGAUUUACCCAGUGAUGGAGAGUGAGGGCCGAACACGCCUGGCCCUAAUCAUCUGCAACAAAGAAUUCAAAUAUCUUUCUGAUCGAUAUGGUUGUGAAGUUGACCUUCUGAGGAUGCAAAAUCUACUUAAAAACCUCGGAUACUUGGUGGUUGUAAAAAAGAACCUCACAGCUCAGGACAUGGAAACAGAGCUAAGGUGCUUUGCUGCUCGGCAAGAGCACCAAUCCUCAGACAGCACAUUCCUGGUAUUUAUGUCACACGGAAUCCUGGGUGGAAUCUGUGGGACGAAGCACAGAAAUAAAGACCCAGAUAUUCUUCAUGAUGACACCAUCUUCAAAAUUUUCAACAACCGUAACUGCCGGAAUCUGAAAGACAAACCCAAGGUCAUCAUCAUGCAGGCCUGCCGUGGCAAAGGUUCUGGGAGUGUUUGGACAACCACUGAUGGAGUAGUCAUGGCAGAUGCACUUGACCAGUCCUUGCAGUGUUAUGUCUAUAAUGAUGCUGUGACAAAGGCCCAUGUGGAGAGGGACUUCAUUGCUUUCAAAUCUUCCACCCCACAUAAUGUUUCUUGGAGACUUGGUACAAAUGGUUCUCGCUUCAUUUCUCAACUUAUCAAGACUUUCAAAGAAUAUUCAUGUUCUCACCAUUUAGAAGACAUUUUUCAAAAGGUUCAACAUUCAUUUGAGAUUCCAGAUGAACAGACCCAGAUGCCCACUAGGGAAGAGUAUCCCUAACACGCAAGUUCUACCUUUUCCCUGGGAUUUAAAACUCACAAGAAACAUUUCAGACCUACUCUGUGAGCGGAGAAUAUUCAGUUCUGAUGCAUGUACACAAUAAAAUAAUUGGAAAUGUUAUGUUUUGUUGGUGUUGGACCUCUUCACCAGAAAGGCAGUUUUGCUGAGUAACAUCCUUUCUGGUUCGUGAUGGAGCCUGCCUAUGCCACCAUCUCAGUGGACUGGCUCUGUGCUGAGGCAAUGAGGCCUUCAUAAGAAGCUUCCUGAAGGGGAAGAUGGUCUUUUUGCACAGCAAUUGUCUCAUGGUAGGGAUUGCAUUUAAUUCCCUAAUUACUCAUGUUCUCUUCUAUUUUUUUCCUAGAAAAAUGCAGCUAUUAGGAUCUCUAUAAGUCUAUUUUAAGAUGUCACUUUUUGAUCAAGAAUGUUUUGAUGCCCAUUUCAUAACUGUGUACCCUCCACAUACAAGACUAAAAUUACUGUGAAUUUAUUGAUGAAGUAAUGUUAAAUAAA